Molecule: messenger RNA, 603 nt
Organism: Leptonychotes weddellii (Weddell seal)
Lineage: Eukaryota; Metazoa; Chordata; Mammalia; Carnivora; Phocidae
Source: RefSeq, a predicted model, not a curated record
AUGAAUGACGAAGAAAAUAGCACCAUCUCUGACACAGUCCAAAAGGAAGGGAUGUAUGAGCUUCCAGACCAGCCAGGAGAGGAUGAAGGUCCUCUCUGUGAUAACAUCCACGAAGGCCUGACAGAAAACAAUGUAUAUGCCGCUGAGCUGGAAACCCAUGAAUAUGACUCUGUGUCAGUUUGUGUGGCUGGGGGUGAGGAGGACAGCUUGACCUCUUCCCAACCAGAAGCAGCAGACUAUCUCUUGUCUGAUGAGGUAUGUCUUGAGUCCCAGGAUCUUCAACCAGGUGAGUUACAGGAAGACCAGGACAUCUCCAUGGAAGAGUUACACUCACCAACCCAGGACAAGGAGCCUGGCCCGGAGGAACCCCAAGACCAGGAGCCUGGCUCAGAGGAACCCCAGAAGGAUGGAGUCAUGAUGGGGGAAGACCCGCUUUCCCCCCCAAACUUCACCAUUCAACAGAGCAGGGCCUUCUUCACCAGCAAUUCUGCUGCUGAUGGUUUGGAAGAAAAUGAACCAACUUCCACGGACCCUGAGAUCAGCCUGUUUGUGAAGACUGAUAUUGUGGUAAAGACUAUUUAUUACAAUGUUAUCAAAACAUGA